This is a messenger RNA of Acanthisitta chloris (rifleman), 3468 nucleotides long. RefSeq names its product hephaestin (gene HEPH). The coding region runs from base 1 to 3468 and encodes 1155 amino acids. The record is from RefSeq and is a predicted model, not a curated record. Gene Ontology annotation, biological process: iron ion transport. Gene Ontology annotation, cellular component: plasma membrane. Gene Ontology annotation, molecular function: copper ion binding; oxidoreductase activity. The transcript is spliced from 21 exons. Lineage: Eukaryota; Metazoa; Chordata; Aves; Passeriformes; Acanthisittidae.
AUGUGCCUCGUGUGGCUGUUGCUGCUCUGCACCCCCAUGGUGUCCCCCACGCUGGCUGAGGGUGUCACCAGAGUCUUUCACCUGGGGAUCCGCGAGGUGCACUGGGACUAUGCUCCGACGGGGAGGAACGUGCUGGGUAACAAGAGCAUCACCCAGAGUCGCCAGGCCUCAGCCUUCCUCCAGUCUGGGAAAGACAGGGUGGGAAGCACGUACAAGAAAGCUGUCUACAAGCAGUACACGGACGCCACAUACAGCACUGAGGUCCCCAAGCCUGGCUGGCUGGGCUUCCUGGGGCCUGUCAUCCGAGCAGAAGUGGGGGAUACCAUCAAAGUGCACCUGAAAAACUUUGCUAGUCGACCCUACACAAUCCAUCCUCAUGGUGUGUUCUACGAAAAGGACUCUGAAGGAUCCCUGUAUCCCGAUAUGUCCCCCCAGGAGCAGAAGAAGGAUGAUGCUGUUUUCCCAGGAGGGAAUUACACCUAUACUUGGACUGUCCCUGAAGAUCACAGCCCAACUGCUGAUGACCCAAACUGCUUGACCUGGAUCUACCACUCUCAUAUUGACGCACCAAGGGACAUAGCAUCUGGAUUAAUUGGGCCAUUACUUACAUGCAAAAAAGGGUUACUGACUGGCAGCUCCCAAAGGCGCCAGGAUGUGGAUGUGGAUUUCUUCCUGAUGUUCAGUGUGGUGGAUGAGAACCUAAGCUGGUACCUGGAUGACAACAUAGCAUCAUUCUGCACAGACCCUGAGACUGUAGACAAAGAAGAUGAGGAAUUUCAGGAGAGCAAUAAGAUGCAUGCUAUCAAUGGCUACGUGUUUGGGAACCUCCCUGAGCUGACGAUGUGUGCUGGGGAUGAUGUCUCAUGGCACCUCUUUGGGAUGGGCAAUGAGAUUGAUGUUCACACAGCCUACUUCCAUGGAGAAACACUCCGUAUCCGAGGCCACAGGACAGACGUGGCCAGCCUCUUCCCAGCUACUUUUGUCACCGCAGAUAUGGUCCCCAGUAACCCUGGGAGGUGGCUACUGAGCUGCCAGGUCAACGAUCACAUCAAAGCUGGGAUGGGCGCGCUCUACGAGGUCCGGCAUUGCGCACAGCAGGCACCGGCGGCCGCCCCGGGUGGGAGAGUUCGCACGUACUACAUAGCUGCCAAGGAGGUGCAGUGGGACUACGGACCCCUGCAGAUCGACCCGAGCAGUGGAGAGCCGCUGAGCAAGGCAGGCAGCCCUGCUGAGCCCUAUUUCAGGCGCAGCCCGUACCGAAUUGGGGGUGUCUAUUGGAAGGCAAAGUACGUGGAGUACACUGACGAGAGCUUCCGUGAGGAAAAGCAGCCAUCGAAAGAAGGGAAGCACCUUGGAAUACUCGGCCCCGUGAUCAAAGCUGAAGUGGGGGACACCGUCCUGGUGACGUUCCUCAACAAGGCCUCGUGGCCCUUCAGCAUGCAGCCGCACGGCAUGUCCUACGGGAAGGCGGCGGAAGGGAUGUGGUACCACGAUGGCCUGUCCCAGAAUGGGGUUCCUGUGGCACCGCUGCACAACUUCACGUACCGCUGGACCGUGCCGAGGCAGGUGGGGCCCACGGCCAGCGACCCGCCCUGCCUCACCUGGAUGUACAGCUCGGCCGUGGACCCCGUCAGAGACUCCAGCUCGGGCUUGGUGGGGCCCCUGCUCGUCUGCAAGCCGGGCACCUUGGAUGGCAACAACAAGCAGAAAGGCAUCGACAAAGAGUUUUACCUUCUCUUCAGCGUGUUUGACGAGAACCUCAGCUGGUAUUUAAAUGCCAACAUAAAGUACUACUUAAGGAUGGACGAGGCAGCUGUGAAAAAGGAUGAUGGCUUUGAGGAGUCCAACAGGAUGCAUGCCAUCAAUGGACUGAUGUUUGGUAACUUGCCUGGGCUGGAAGUGUGUGAAGGAGACAGAGUGUCCUGGCACCUCCUGGGCUUGGGCAGUGAAGCAGACGUACACAGAGCUGUGUUUGAGGGAAACACGCUGCAGAUGAACGGGAUGCGCAGGGACUCGGCCACUCUGUUCCCACACACGUUUGCCACUGCCUUCAUGCAGCCUGAUAACAGCGGGACUUUCGAGCUGCACUGCCAGACGAGCAAUCACUACCAGGCUGGGAUGAGGGAGCAGUACGUGGUUUCCAGGUGUGGGAAGCAGACCCCUGCCCCAGGCCGGCAGUACUUGGGGGUGCGCACGUACUACAUUGCGGCCGAGGAGGUGGAGUGGGACUACGCGCCCAACCGCACCUGGGAGAGGGAGCGGCACAGCCACGCUGCAGACAGCUAUGCUGACGUGUUUCUGAGCACUGAGAACGGACUGCUUGGCUCCAGGUACAAGAAAGCUGUCUACAGGGAGUACACUGAUGGCACCUUCCAGACCCCCAAGGCCAGGAUCAAUGCUGAACAACACCUAGGGAUCCUGGGUCCUUUUCUGUGGGCAGAAGUGGGUGAGAUUCUCAACGUGGUGUUCAAGAACAAUGCCUCUCGGCCCUACUCGGUCCACGCUCACGGCGUGCUGGAGCGGCAGGCGGGACAGCCGCAGCCCGCCAACCCCGGUGACAUCGUGACGUAUCGCUGGGAAGUUCCCGAGAGAUCUGGUCCAGGCCCAAACGAUUCAGCCUGUGUUCCUUGGAUCUACUACUCCACGGUGGACCCAGUAAAGGAUGUAUACAGUGGACUGGUGGGGCCCCUGAAGGUCUGCCGGAGAGGGACUCUGCGCUCCGACGGGACCAGGAAGGAUGUCAAGAGGGAGUUUGCUCUGCUGUUCCUGGUUUUUGAUGAAAAUCAGUCCUGGUACUUGGAGGAGAAUGUGGAACGUUACAGUAAGGGAAGUCUCAGGGAGAUGAACCUGCUGGAUGAGAAGUUUGUGGAAAGCAACAAGAUGCAUGCGAUCAACGGCAGGCUCUACGCCACCCUGCCGGGGCUGACUACAUACCAGGGCGAGAGGGUGGACUGGUACCUGCUGGGAAUGGGUCAGGAGAUCGAUGUCCACACAGUCCAUUUUCAUGCUGAGACCUUCAUAUACAAGAAUGGCAAAAGCUACAGAGCAGAUGUUGUGGAUCUGUUCCCUGGGACCUUUGAAAUGGUGGAGAUGCUGGUUGGGAACCCUGGGACAUGGCUGCUUCACUGCCACGUGUCUGACCAUAUCCAUGCUGGGAUGGAGAUCCUCUUCACUGUCCUGCCCAGAGCAGAACCUAUGAGCCCUGGAAAACUGUGCUAUCCCGAGGGAUUGCUGCCUGAGGAUGAGGAUGAGUCCCAGAUAAUGGUUUUUGGAUCCAAGGUGGCCCCAGAGCAGAUAGAGGCCACAGUCAUCUCUCUGGCUGUGGUGGGAGUUGUGCUGCUCCUGGCUGCUGGUGUCCUGCUGGGAGCAGUCAUCCGCCUGGAGAGGCAGAAGCGGCUGCGGCGCAACCGGAGAUCCAUCCUGGAUGAUGGAUUCAAACUGGUGUCUCAGAAGAAUUCCGAGUUAUAA